AUAAAACUGUUUAAUAUAGUAGAUGUACUCGUUCGGUGAUUAAACGUCAAUGUAACUCAUAUAAAGAUUUAUUAAUUUUAAAAUACAUUUGCCACAUUAUGGAACGUGGAUUAUUUAACAUCCUGUUUCUAAUAACAACAUUCUCCAUAAAUGUAUGUAAAAGUGACACUGAUCAUGCAUCAUAUAGACUUCCUGAAGAAGUGGUUCCAAUUUCCUAUGAUCUUUGGCUAUUCACUCGACUAGGCUAUAAUGAUUUCAAUUAUAAAGGAUACGUGAACAUAUCACUGAAUGUCCUCAACAAAACAGAUGUUAUAGUGGUGCACAAUGAUGGUCUGCUUAUUCAAGAAAAAAGCUCUAUACUUUAUAAUGUAACAAGUAAAUUAAACGAAUCAAUUGUUCCAAUUGCUAAUCAAAGUUCUGACACAGAAAGGCAAUUUUAUAUUUUGAAAUUCUCAUUUAAAUUGGAAGUUGGAGUGUAUCAUUUGGUGCUAUACUUUGAGGGCGAGGUACAGGAUGAUGUCUUUGGAUUUUAUAGGAGUUCUUAUGUGGACGAUACAAAAACAAAGUGGAUGGGAAUUACCCAGUUUUCACCCACUAAUGCAAGACGAGCAUUUCCGUGUAUGGAUGAACCUCAUUUGAAAGCUUCUUUUAUUCUACACAUUGGUCAUACUGGAAAUCAAACUACAACGAGUAAUACUGUGCCCCAAAGUACAAUUAAACAUUCAAACAGUGAAAAUUAUUAUGUAACAACAUUUGCACCAACACCAAAGAUGUCCACGUACCUGGUAGGAUGGUCAGUCCACGACUUUGUCUCAGAAACAUCAACCUUUUCAAAUAAUUUGAAGAUAUGGACACGAAGAUCCAUGAACCAUCGUGGAUCAAUCUCACUAUACCAAAGUUUAUCCAUAUACACGUUUUUGAGAAAGUACCUUUUGAUUGAAAAUCCUAUUUCAAAAUUGGACGAAAUUGCUGUGCCUGAUUUUCAUUUCAAUGCAAUGGAAAACUGGGGGAUGAUCACGUUUAGGGAGCCAGUGGCGUUGUACGAAGGUGGUGUUACUGGUACCAAGAAAAUGGUUGAUGGAUUUACGACUAUGGCCCAUGAGUAUGCCCAUACAUGGUUUGGGAAUCUUGUCACACCCAGAUUUUGGGACGUUGUUUGGCUCAAAGAGGGUUUUGCCUCGUAUUUUCAAUACUUUGCACUGUCUAAGGUACAACCAUCUUGGGGAAUGAUGAACAAGUUCGUUGUGGAUGUACUGCAGCCUACUUUGCUUGGGGACUCGGAGAACCAUACUCGAACCAUGAAUGGACGUAAUGUGGGCAGUCCUAGCAGUAUUAUGGCUAUGAUGGACUUUGUUUCGUAUAAGAAAGGAGCAUCUAUAAUCCGAAUGCUUUCCCAUGUGAUGGGAGAUUUAGCUUUCCAAGAAGGUCUACAAAGUUAUUUAAAAAAUAUGUCGUAUAAAGCAGCAACGCCAUCAGAUCUGUAUCAACACCUGCAAGCUUCUUUAAAUAAUUCGAAUCAACUAGAGGAUGGUGUUCUUAUUAAAGAUUUCAUGGAAUCAUGGACAAAUAAACCAGGAUUUCCUUUGGUAACUGUUACAAGAACCUACAAUAACUCAUCAGUGUUAAUAAAUCAUCAGCCGUUCCAUCAAUAUCCAUCAUCAAAAAAUCGAUCUGACUGGUGGAUACCACUCAACUUUGCUACAAAAUCAAUCAAUGAUUUCUCUAAUACUGGACCUAGCCAUUGGUUGAGUCCUGAAGAAACUCUAAUACUUUUGGGUACUGCUUCACCAAAUGACUGGAUUAUUUUUAAUAUUCAACAAACUGGAUACUAUCGAGUGAAUUAUGAUGAAAGAAAUUGGAAAAUGCUAAUUGAUUAUUUGAAGUCUGAAAAUUACAGGAAGAUUCAUAAAGUGAAUAGAGCUGCUCUGAUAGAUGAUGCUUUCAAUUUGGCUAGAGCAGGGCAUUUGAAUUAUUCCAUCCCUUUCAAUCUUUCUAAUUACCUGAUUCAAGAGACUGAUUAUGAACCAUGGGUGGCUGCUGUAAAUAGUUUCAAAUUUUUAAAUAAAAUGUUAAGUAGCUUGCCAGAUAUGCAACAAUCUUUCCAGGAACAUGUGACUCAGUUGUUACAACCUAUGUAUGAAGAAUUGAGUUUUAAUGAAUCUCUGAACGAAGACAUUACGACAAAAUUAAGUCGCGAAUUGAUAUUAUCUACUUCCUGUUUGGUAGGCAAUGCUCAUUGUUUGACGACUUCUGAAAUGCUGUUUCGGAGCUGGAUUGCUUCCCCUAAUAAAUUGAUACCGAAAGAUUUGAAGAGUUUUGUUUACUGCGAAGGAAUACGAGCCGGAGACUACGAGGAUUGGUACACCUUGCUGAAGAGAUGGCAAUCAACCGAUCUGCACACCGAGUAUGAAGUACUCUUGCAAGCUCUUGGCUGUACUCGAAACACUACUUUAAUCAACGAAUAUUUUCAAUUAUCAAUCUCAGAACCUAGUGUUCGAAAGCAAUACAGAUUCACUAUAAUAAGUGCAAUUAUAGAUGGGAAUACCAGAAACGUCGAUUACGUAUUAGCAUUGGUCGAAAUAAAUGUACAAACAAUUAUCAAGAGGAGGGGACAUGAUUUUUUGAGCAAAACAAUUAAUGCGAUCGGUAAUGCGAUAACAACAGCGGAACAAGUAUCAAAGUUACAUUCGUUUGUCGAUGGACACUAUAACGAACUUGGAUCUGCGUUAAAGGGUGCGAAACAGGCAGUUACCAAGGCUUCAGAAACAGUGGAAUGGAUUAAAAAUGUCUUACCUAGUAUGGAGGCACAUUUUAACUCCAACACAACAAUAGGGUCAUUUUGACUCCUAAUUUGUUUAAUAAAAUAGCAAAGGUACAAUUGGAAUGUAAUCGCCAGGAACAGUUACUUUGAGGCAGCUGCAUAUCUCUUAAUGAUUUUUUUAUUUCAGUUUUCAAAAUUCUAUACUUUAAAAUUUAAUAAAAACUGAGUAUAUAUGGAGAAUGUUAACGAACGUCUUUCAGGUUUUUAUUUUAUCACAGGAAGAAGAGAUUAUUUUUUGAAACCUUGAAAGAUAAUUUUAAAUCUAUUUAUGAUAGACAAAAGAUAUCAAAUUUCAAAAGAAAUAUUUUCGACUUAUACAAAUGUAUUGUACUUCCUGUUCCUAUUUUCUAGAAUAAUAAUCAACAAUAUCUCCUUUUUUUUCAUAAAAUAUAUUUUCUUAAAUCUAUGUAAUUAAAAACCAAGAAUGUGGUAUAUUCUGUAAAUAAAAAAAUUGAAAUAACA
Molecule: messenger RNA, 3283 nt
Organism: Osmia bicornis bicornis
Lineage: Eukaryota; Metazoa; Arthropoda; Insecta; Hymenoptera; Megachilidae
Product: aminopeptidase N-like
Exons: 10
Coding region: 99-2843 (914 amino acids)
Biological process (GO): peptide catabolic process; proteolysis
Cellular component (GO): cytoplasm
Molecular function (GO): peptide binding; zinc ion binding; metalloaminopeptidase activity
Source: RefSeq, a predicted model, not a curated record